Molecule: messenger RNA, 2058 nt
Organism: Penicillium cosmopolitanum
Lineage: Eukaryota; Fungi; Ascomycota; Eurotiomycetes; Eurotiales; Aspergillaceae
Gene: znfA
Product: putative C2H2 finger domain protein
Exons: 3
Coding region: 1-2058 (685 amino acids)
Source: RefSeq, a predicted model, not a curated record
AUGGACCGACUAGCCGCAUCGCCGAAUUUCUAUGUUUCAAAGGAUCACGAGUACGACCGUCAUCGCCAUCGCCCCGAAACAUCCAUGAUGCCCGAAUUGCCAUUCCCAUCCUACGGCCCUUUACCCAUUCCAUCUCGCCCCAAUAUGCAUACUGCGCCUCCUCCGUUGCCUCCGCCAACGCGCAUCCACGAUUUAGAGAACGGCUAUGAUGCUGGGUGGUUGCAUGCGAAUUCUGAUCGAUCUGCAUCUCUUCUUCCCCCGAUUAACCCAGCCUCAAGCUUAUUUGGUGGUGGCCGUAGCCGUCCCGACUCUGCGCCCAGAAGUGAUCGAAUGGACCUUGAUGAGCUUGAAGGCAGGCAAAGUGGCAUGCCACUCUCCCGCAGCUCUGAGGCUCAAAUUAAGAUUGAACCGCCACCACCGACAGAUGAUGGAUUCCCGAAUUCCAUGUCUGUCAAUCCCAAUGGUCCGAUACUGAAAGGCGAGCGUGACUUUUCUCUGCGAAGUGUAAAAGACUCGUCAAAUGCGUACGAUCAGCAUCUGCUGUCCAAGAUAGGGAAGCCCAUUUCUCCCCGAGGAUCGAUCAGCUCGGACCACCGAAACUCAAUCUCCGCACUUACUGUUCCAUCUAUUCCCUCACGCUCAUCGAGCAAUCUGCCAUCACCGGGGCCCUCUGAAGGUUCAACGCUUGAUGUGAAAUGGUAUAGCAGUCCGCAGUCAGGAGGGGUGUCACCCCGAUCGAAAACAGAUUGGAGGGAGUAUGUCGAGGGUCGCAGCCCGAGUGUCGAAAGCAAUCUCCCAUCGGUAGCCGAUUUUGAAUUUGGAAGACGCCGAUAUCGUGGAACAACUCCAUCGCGCGAGGACAGCAUCAGUUUACCCAGUCGAUCAAAUCGUGGCAGCUACGACCAGGGCGUGUUCUCUGAUAUUGAGGGUGAUUUCUCGACAGACGAGCCAGUUCCCCGACAAUUCAUUCUCCGUGAACCGACACCACCUUACCCCGAAGGCUCAAGACAGGGGAUGAAGCGACGAGCAUCAUCUCCACCACGGGAACCGAUCAAUACUGACGAUCGCCACACUUUACAUACAGUCACGAGUAACGGGGAUUUGUCGCAGCGGAGGACGAGUGGUCACCCUUUCACCAACAAUCUAACGGUAAACAGCAGCUACGCUCCGAGCCAACGAACGUUAUCAGCGGCUUCUUCGCUCAGUAUCCGAACCUCUGGUUCCUAUUCUUCCGCUCUUUCGAUCGGUGGCAGUAGCAUGACCAGCCUCUCGCCAUAUGACCGGCCAUCCCCGGGGGGCCUCUCCCUUGUUCGGAUCUCGACGCAUAUCACGAAAAGUCGAUUCUCAACGCAAGUUCCCCCGGACACCCUCGAACCUCCCGCCACAGAUUCCACCGGAAAGAUGUCGAUGCCGAUGCCGAUGCCGAUGCCGAUUGCCCUGAGCGUUCCCAAGCCUGCUUCCUCGAAGAUGGGCGGGUUGUUCAUUUGCGACUGUUGUCCGAAGAAGCCCAAGAAGUUCGAUAGCCCGGAGGAUCUACGCGCCCACGAGAUGGAGAAGCAAUAUUCGUGCCAGUACUGCAACAACCGCUUCAAGAACAAGAACGAGGCGGAACGGCACCAAAACUCGCUCCAUCUGCGACGUCAUUCGUGGUCAUGUGCAUCACUUGUCUCGUUCCAGUCAGCAUUCCAUGGCUCGGGAUCGCCAACCUGCCAAACAAACGCCGGUCCAUCGCACGAUACAUGCGGUUAUUGCGGUGAGGAGUUCCCGAACUACCCUCGACCGGAUUGGGAUCGUCGGUUUGAACACUUGACGACUGUGCACAAGUUCGGCGAAUGCAAUAAUGCGAAGAAGUUCUUCCGUGCGGAUCACUUCCGUCAACACUUGAAACACAGCCAUGCAGGGACUAGUGGAAAGUGGACCAAUAUCCUCGAAAAUGCUUGUAUGAAGGAAGAGCAGCCACCGGAGCCACGAGAUAGAAGUGGUUCUGGGGCUAGUAAUGGCCCACAAAUCAAUCCUGGAUCUUUGACAUCCAAUACAAUUGAUGAGGUUCUGGAAUAA